Chelonia mydas (Green sea turtle) is the source of this 2545-nucleotide messenger RNA. It is a transcript of the gene VRK1, whose product is annotated as VRK serine/threonine kinase 1. The transcript has 13 exons. Gene Ontology annotation, biological process: peptidyl-serine phosphorylation; signal transduction. Gene Ontology annotation, molecular function: ATP binding; protein serine/threonine kinase activity. The coding region runs from base 227 to 1597 and encodes 456 amino acids. Lineage: Eukaryota; Metazoa; Chordata; Testudines; Cheloniidae. The record is from RefSeq and is a predicted model, not a curated record. Gene Ontology annotation, cellular component: cytoplasm; nucleus.
AAUUUGCACAGGUGUAGCCUCAAACCUGUUGUCCCCAUGGAUUUCCAAGGAGAGCAGCUCAAGGCAUGCCUCACCUUCUCUAUCGUUCAUCAGGAAUUUUUGAGUCUCUUCUGCUGGUGAUAAAGGUUUUUGUGAUGUUUGGAGACUUAGUCUUGUUCCUGAUUAAGUUUCCCACAUUAAAGUCAUCGCUGUUUGAUACAGACUUUGAGAUACCACUUAAUUCUUGAUGAGAAUCAGCAUUGACUCCCCAGGUCAUAGAGUGCCCCAAAUGAAUAUCAGAACAGCAGUCCUCACCCUCUGCAAAAUCACCUCAAAUACCUCAAACUUAAGGACUUCCUUGUUGUUGGUGAAAAUGCCAUAUAUAAAGAAGACAUCUGGAAAAAGAGGUCCUGUGAAGAGGAAGCUUGCAGAAGAGUUUGCUCCUGGAGAGGUGUUAACAGACACAUCAAAAAAAGAGUGGAAAUUAGGCAUGCCUAUAGGGCAAGGUGGCUUUGGAUGCCUAUAUCUUGCUGAUGUUAAUUCUUCAAAAUCGGUUGGCAGCGAUGCACCCUACGUUAUAAAAGUGGAACCCAGUCAGAAUGGACCUCUUUUUACUGAAUUAAAGUUCUACAUGCGAGCUGCUAAACCAGAGCAAAUUCAGAAAUGGACUAGUUCCCAUAAACUGAAGUACCUAGGUGUACCGAAGUACUGGGGCUCUGGCUUGCAUCAAAAAAAUGGAAACAGCUAUAGGUUUAUGGUAAUGGACCGAUUUGGGAGAGAUCUUCAGAAAAUUUAUGAAGAGAAUGCAAAGCAGUUUGAACACAAAACUGUCUUAAAAUUAAGCUUGAGAAUACUUGAUAUUCUGGAAUAUAUCCAUGAACAUGAAUAUGUGCAUGGAGACAUCAAGGCCUCAAACCUUCUCCUGAGCUACAAGAAUCUUAAUCAGGUGUACUUGGUUGAUUAUGGCCUUGCAUAUCGAUACUGUCCAGAAGGAGUGCACAAAAAAUAUAAAGAAGACCCCAAAAGAUGUCAUGAUGGUACAAUUGAAUAUACUAGUAUUGAUGCACAUAAGGGUGUGGCUCCAUCAAGACGUGGUGACUUGGAAAUUCUAGGUUACUGUAUGAUUCAUUGGCUCAGUGGCCAUCUACCAUGGGAGGACAAUUUAAAAGACCCCAACUAUGUUAGAGAUUCAAAAAUUAGAUAUAGUGAGAAUAUUACAGAUUUGAUGAACAAGUGCUUUCCUGAGACAGAAAAACCAGAUGAAAUAGCCAAGUACAUGGAAAAGGUGAAGUUACUGAGCUAUGAAGAGAAACCUCUUUAUCAGCAUUUCCGAGAAAUACUUUUGCAAGGUCUUAAGGCUAUUGGGCAAAAGGAUGAUGGCGUACUGGACUUCAGUUUUUCAGAGAAUGGAGAUUUGCGAACCAAGCCUGUGCAAAAGAAGAAAAGAAAAGCAGCGGCAUCAGCAGCAGCCACAACAGAGGAAAGCACUGGAACAGACAUGGAAGAUGUGGAAAGUCCACGAAAGAAGAGACCUGCUCGUUGUAAUUCAGAAGCCACGAAAACACGGAAGAAGAGUUCGCCGAAAGGCACAAGAACCAGAAAGAGAGUCCAGAAGUAGAAGAACUAGAAUAAUGUGCUCUUUUUCUUUGCUUCGCUUUGUUCGCCUACUGUAGCGCUGAAAUCUUUGCUUCUCUUUUUAAUGUUUAUUUUUACAGGAUUUGAAAAAUGGCUGUGCUGUAGUUUGUACCUUGUUUGGAAGAAUAAAUGUUUUAUUAAAGUGUAUUUGUGUACUCAUGUACAAAAAUACUACUCAUAAAUGCAGAAAUUUUCAGGUUUUGAAGUGAGGUUGUUUUUAAUAUUUGCAUAUUUUUUAUGCUUUUUGAAGAAACCUGAAGAGAAAAUUGUGCCUCUUUUGCUCCUUUAGGAUGUAGCAAGAAAACCUGAAACUGUAGACAAAUGAUUUUUUUUCUGCUUGUUGUUACCUUAAAAAAGCAAUAUCACAUCCGGUCUUCCUUGUUUUUGCAUGAAGACUUUUUGGAGGCAUGAAAUAUAGACUUAGCAUUAACUGGAGGGGAGAGAAAGGGAUUUUUGAUCAUUGCAUAGACAUCUCUUUUUUUCAGGUAUUUCUCAAGUGUUUGAAUUAAAUAAACAUUAAACAAAACAGAUUUAAACAGUGAAUAAAAAUCACUUUCGUUCUGAAGCGUGGCGUACACAACAAAAUUUAACAGCGUGAACAUAGUUUUGAGCAAUCAUGUUAGCUGUUUCAUCUUGCAACUAAGCUGUAUUCAGUUAGUGUGCAUUGCUGAAAACCAUUUUUUGACUUGUGUAAAUUUCAUAAGAUAAGUUUUACUUAAUCAAGUUUCAUUUGAAUGGUAUUUAUCUUUGUAUCAGUUCUCCAGUUAUUCAUUGUCUUCCAGGACGGUGAGUAGGCAAGACCAGAAUUUCUGCCCCCAGGAAUCAAACACACCUCAGGUUUUCUUUUUAUAUCCUAGGGAAGCAAGAAAGGGUACAAAAUUCAAUUUAUCCUCUACUUGGACACCUUUUUCCAAUAAAAACUUGGCUCUCA